Molecule: messenger RNA, 330 nt
Organism: Symbiodinium sp. CCMP2456
Lineage: Eukaryota; Dinophyceae; Suessiales; Symbiodiniaceae
Source: the annotation of a GenBank genome assembly
AUGUCGACGCUGCAAGCCUCGGGAGACUGGCGUCAGGCGCUAACUAUUUUCCUGGAUCUCGGACGAUUUAGCCUCCGCAUCUCACGCCUGGCCUGUACCGGCCUGAUUGCGUCCUGCGCCCGCUUCCUGGGAUGGCAGCUGGCCCUCCAAGCGCAGCAGAGGCUGCAGGAGGCGGCCGUGGAAGCAGACGUCGUCCUGGCGCUCUCCGCCCUGGAGGCCGUUGAGGAGUCGAAUCGCUGGCGCCUCACAUCGGCUCUCUUCACACACCUGGCCAAGGAGGUGCGCGGCAACGAGUUCCUCUUCAGCUCCCUGCUGUCCGCCCACGGCAAG